AUGAAUCCUCAAGCCCUGCACUCGGCAUGCGCCCGAGCCAGGCCAGAGGCCUACAAGACUGCUCACGCACUCGGAAACUAUUUUCGCGACUUUUCCUCGUCUCAGUCGCUGCUGGGUGAUGGCAACGACGCCCCCAACGCCAGCUCGAGGCCCUCCCUUCGCCAACGGACGAGAGCUGCGGCAAGCGAGAUCAAUUCCCUCCUGAAGAACAGAGGCGUCUCGCCGCUCGUGCACAGGGCCGCGCCUCAGGCAGGAGGACCCGCGUCUGCCUCCCGGCCCGCUGUGAUUGACGUGCGGAGCCUGCCGCGGGGGUUGGGGACGCGAGGACGGGGCGCCUUCCGCGGACGAGGAGGCGGCCAAGCUGGCGCGGCGAGCCCGGGCCAACCUCGCGAGGGCCGGUCCUUUGCCCCCGGCAGCCGCUUCACCCGUUUCGCGGGCGCCCCUGGAUCCGGAGCAAGAGGGUCGGCCGCUCGGGCCAGGGGACGAGGAGGCGGCGGUCCAAGAGGCAGGCGUAUCGCAGGCGCCAAGGGACGCCAGCCAGACAAGGACGAGCCCGCCCCGGACGCCGCCAAGCUUGGCAAGAAGCAGGAUCCUUUCGAGACCCUGGACCCCUACGAAGAGCAGUUCGACACGGAGAUGCGGUUCGGCACCCCGACAACGUUCCAGCCCAGCCUGACGCCCGGCUCGCUCGAGGCCUUUGCGCCGGCCGUUCCGACCAGCGAGGCGGGGCGGAAGGCCGCGGUUCUGCAGAGCCUGAGCGUCCUGGGGGCGGCGGACCCGGUCGGCACGCCGCAGGACCUGCAGGCGGGCAGCUACGUCGCGGAUCUGGAGGCCCACGGCGUGAGGUUCUUUGCCGACGUGAGGAGCAAGGAGGCUGCGCGGCAGCAUCUGCAGCAUCUGCAGCGCAAGCAGCAGGACGCGCAGGCCGACAAGGGCGGUGGCGAGGGUGACAAGGAGCCCGUCGCUGUGAGCGACGCGGAAGAGUCUGUUCGAAAAGUCAUCUUUGAGCAGGCCGUGCUGGGGGAGCGCGAAAAGACGGCGUUUGCGACGGCGCCGGUGGGCAUCGCCAGGGCGUGGCAUCUGAGGGCGGAGACGUGGACCAAGAAGGACGUGGACAAGUUCGAGAGCAAGUUGGCGUCGCUGGUUGGGAAGGCCGGCAAGGCUGGCCAGGGGGGCAGCGGUAUGAGAGUCAAGAGUGCCGUGUAA
Molecule: messenger RNA, 1206 nt
Organism: Ustilaginoidea virens
Lineage: Eukaryota; Fungi; Ascomycota; Sordariomycetes; Hypocreales; Clavicipitaceae
Exons: 1
Coding region: 1-1206 (401 amino acids)
Source: RefSeq, a predicted model, not a curated record